AGUGCGUCCUUGGAACCUACUUAGUGUUCAAGGGCGCCGCCCUGACAUUUUUGCACCGCUCUCUGAUCCAGUCGCGCUGCACUGCCAUUGGGGCGACAGGCUGCCUGCGCACUCGUAGCUUCCGUGCUACAUGUAACUUACAAUGUCUACCAGCAUGCCAGCGCCUCGAAGACGUCCGCCAUACGAGGCUCGCAGUUACCGAAUACAACAUUGCGGUGGCGCCCGUAGUGGAUGAGGAUCUGCGAAACGACGCCCAGCCACAUUUCCCACAUCCACACGAAUACCGCCCGACACAUUUUAUGAAGCGCAACAUGAGGGGUCGAACGGACAUACCGCCCUCGCCCACAAGCAUUAUUCCAAUCUACGACUCGGCAUGACAAGUCUUACAUUCGACAAGCCGAGGACCACAGUCAACGCACCUAGGAGUCCUACGGUCGUUGAGCCCACUCUUGUAGUCAAUGGAGCGUCAGGCAACGAAGGCACGCCUUCGGCGAGCCGAUCGAAUCACCUCGCGGAUGAAGCAAGUCCUGCCACUGAUGGAAGCGCUCCGAGAGGUGCUGGGGUUCUAUCUUCCGACGACCCUUCAAGAUCCCCAGUUAAUGAGACGCAGCUUGCCAUUGAAGAAGGGAAGGUGCACAUACUUGUGAUUGGCAAGACAGGAUGCGGCAAAACGACGUUCAUUAAUGUCGCGGCGAAAUCGAAGCUCGAAGUCGGACGCGGGCUGGAACAAUGUACCACGACGAUACAGUCAGCUGAGCUUGCGUUGUAUGAUGGUGCCACGUCGGUGGUGUUGCACGACGUACCAGAUGGGGUGGAGAACGUUGAUAGGGACAUGCAGUCUACUAUUAGUGCUAUCAUUUACGUGAUCGACAGCACGGAGACACGCGCCAAGCUCUACACGGAACAGAGCUAUCAGAUCCUCAGCGGACUUGACAAGGAGUGCAAGCUGCACAAGUUGCUUUUUCUUGUCUCCAGAUGGCCGACGCAAGAGGACGAGGCUCGCCGAAAAGACGCAUCAUCGAGGCUGCGCGAAUACGAGCAAGACUACUUCGAACCGUAUGUCAGAAGGGGCGCAAUUGUGCGCACGUUCAACAAGGACAUGGGUAAUGAACAAGCGCGCGCCAUAGUUCGAGCCCUUGUGGAGAGCACGUUGGCUGCCAAGGGCAGCAACACAGGGAUUCGCAAACGCUGCAGCUGCAUUCGGGGUCUCCGAAGUAGAUUAACAGAAUCAUGUGUCAUAUGCUAGCGAUAGGACAGGACGUGGUAUGAUAACGAUGAUAACACGAUACUUAUUAUGCGUAAAGUACCUAGCCACAGUGGAGUCAGUCUCACAGUUACAUAAAUGGGAAUUGUUUGUUUGGCAAGAGCCUCUGAUCCAAAC
Fomitopsis serialis is the source of this 1381-nucleotide messenger RNA. RefSeq lists its product as uncharacterized. Gene Ontology annotation, molecular function: GTP binding. The coding region runs from base 374 to 1246 and encodes 290 amino acids. The transcript is spliced from 5 exons. The record is from RefSeq and is a predicted model, not a curated record. NCBI's taxonomy places the organism in Eukaryota, Fungi, Basidiomycota, Agaricomycetes, Polyporales, Fomitopsidaceae.